CCAGCGUGGAGCACGAGCGCCACUUCCUGGCGCCCGGGGUGCGGCGCGAGGCGGUGCGCGCGGGCCGGGUGCGGGGCGCGCUCUUCCUGCCCGCAGGGCCCGGCCCCUUCCCAGGGAUCAUUGACAUCUACGGUGUUGGAGGGGGCCUGCUGGAGUACCGGGCCAGCCUGCUGGCGGGCCAUGGCUUUGCCUCUUUGGCCCUUGCUUUUUAUGACUUUGAAGAUCUCCCCAAGGAUUCCAGCAACCUACACCUGGACUACUUUGAAGAAUCCGUGGGCUUCAUGCUUCAGCACCCCCAGGUUAAAGGCCCAGGCAUUGGGCUUCUGGGCAUUUCUCUAGGAGCUGAUAUUUGCCUCUCCAUGGCCUCAUUCUUGAAGAAUGUUGCAGCCACAGUUGCCAUCAAUGGAUCUGGGACCAGUGGAAGCAGAACCAUACACUACAAACAGACUAGCAUCCCACCAUUGGGCCAUGAUCUGAGGAGAACCAGGGUCACUUUCUCAGGCAUCCUGGACAUUGUGGACAUACGGAAUGACCUCAUAGGAGGGCAUGAGAAUCCCAGUAUGAUUCCAAUAGAGAGGGCUGAGGGGCCCAUACUCUUCAUUGUUGGUCAGGAUGACCAUAACUGGAGGAGUGACUUCUAUGCCCAAACAGCCUCUCAUCGAUUAGAGGCCCAUGGGAAGGCAAAGCCCCAGGUCAUCUCCUACCCUGGGGCUGGUCAUUACAUUGAGCCUCCUUACUUUCCUAUGUGCCCAGCUUCCCUGCACAAAUUACCAAACAAAACUGUAAUCUGGGGUGGGGAGUUCAGAGCUCAUUCCCAGGCCCAGGUAGAUGCGUGGAAGCAAAUCCUGUCUUUUUUCUCCAAACACUUGGGAGGUACCCAGGACAGAGUUCCCCCAAAAUUAUAAUGCAUUUUCUGUUGCUCAGGUGGAAGAUUCAUGGUUAGAUUCUAGUGUUCAGUAACUGUAUGGGAAUCUGUAGUUUCCUAAAUAAAAUUAAAUUUAAGCC
Molecule: messenger RNA, 1005 nt
Organism: Octodon degus (degu)
Lineage: Eukaryota; Metazoa; Chordata; Mammalia; Rodentia; Octodontidae
Product: acyl-coenzyme A thioesterase 4
Exons: 3
Coding region: 282-905 (207 amino acids)
Biological process (GO): fatty acid metabolic process; acyl-CoA metabolic process
Cellular component (GO): peroxisome
Molecular function (GO): fatty acyl-CoA hydrolase activity
Source: RefSeq, a predicted model, not a curated record